Euleptes europaea (tarantolino) is the source of this 2568-nucleotide messenger RNA. RefSeq names its product coiled-coil alpha-helical rod protein 1 (gene CCHCR1). NCBI's taxonomy places the organism in Eukaryota, Metazoa, Chordata, Lepidosauria, Squamata, Sphaerodactylidae. The record is from RefSeq and is a predicted model, not a curated record. The transcript is spliced from 17 exons. Bases 1 to 2568 code for a protein of 855 amino acids. Gene Ontology annotation, biological process: cell differentiation; protein export from nucleus. Gene Ontology annotation, cellular component: centriole.
AUGGAUGGAAGAAAGGAUUCGAACAGACAGCUGGACACUCCUGCUGCCUUCAGAGCUCCCAGACCCAGUGGUCCCAAGGGACUGAUCCCACCGUCACAUUUCCAGAGCCGGUCAGCACCUCCCCUUACACCUCCUGCUGCAGCGCCCUGGAGGGCUGCUGCUUUACCGGAUUGGGAGGCACUUGAGCUCAGGCGAGAAAAUCAGCAAUUGAAGGAGGAACUUCGAAAAUGGGCCCCAACAGGGGAUGUAAUCAGUGGGGGCAGGGGAGCAGGCCAAACAGAAGAAGCAGGAAACAGAACCAGGUCCCUGGACAGAGAAGCUGGGCCCUCAAACAAGCGUCACAAUCUGGCCAUGUCCCAACAGGCUGAGAUCAUUUCUCACCAGCUCCACGAGAUCCAGAGGCUGGAGGCUGAAGUUGCUGCCCUGCGAGUUGCCUCUGCCCAGCACGAGACAACAGCAGCCAGUCGGGAAAGUGCCCUGUCCCGCCUCCAGGGGGAGCUGACGGAGCUCCGAAGGCAAAGCCGCACGGAGUCCGCAGCCUUGAAGGCAGAGCUGGAGGAAGUCAGAGGGAGCAGCCAGCUGGCCCUUGAGGCCCUGAAGGAAGAACUAGAGCAACUGAGGAGCCAGGCUGGCUUGGAGGCGGAUGGCUUGAGAGAGGAACUGGAGUCUGCCAAGGAAAGAUACGUUCGUGAAGUUGGAUCGGCUCGGAUAGAGCUGCAGGGGGCCCUGGAUGAGGCAGAAGCUGAGCGGAAAAGGCAGGAGGAGAGGGCCCAAGAGCACCUGCAGGCUGCGCUCAGGGAGCACGAGGCUGAGUUGUCUAGACUCUCUGAAGCCCACAAAGCAGAAGUUUCUUCGUUGAAGCACCAAGCACAGGCACUCCAAAAGGAUCUAGAAGCACAGCAGAAGGAAGCUGCCCAACUACAAGAGGAGAGAGACGUUGUCCAGAAUCAGCUCAGUGCGGCCAAGGCAGAGCUGACUUCCCAGAAUGCUUUGCUGGCGCAGCUGAAGACCUACGUUGGGGAGCAGGAGUCGAGGCAGCCCUGUCCGGAGUGGGAGCAGCUGAUCAGCAGGGUGCACCACCUGGAAGAGGAAAAGGAGGCCCUGCAAACAACAGCUGAGCUCCUGCAGGUUCGUCUGGCUUCGCUCAGCGACAUCCUGACUCUACAGGAGACAGAGCUUGCCAGGAAGGUUCCCCUCAAGGAUCCUCUUCAAACGGAGCCAUCUCAGAAACUUCAGUGCCUGCUGAGCCGGUGGCGGGAGAAAGUCUUUUCUCUCUUGGUGCAGCUGAAAUCUCAGGAGCUCUGCCAUAUGGAAGCCAUCAGACUGUUACAGAGGAAGGUCCAAGAGCUCAAGGAAGAAGUCGAAUCCAAAGACCAGAAGGUGACUUUGUUGCUUCGCGGCCUUGAAGACAAGACAGCAGAAGCUGAUAUGGAAAGAGUGAGGAACAAGACUCUUAAGACAGAAGCGUUGCACUCUAAAGAACUGGUACAGAAACUCCAUCAGAGGGUAGAGGCUGAUGAAUAUGCCAUUCGGGGACUGGUGGAGUUGGUCAGCAGGCUCCACCAGCAUCUGAUGGACCAGGAGGGGGCCUGGAAAGCAGCCUUGUCGCGCCUGCUGGGACUGGGAAACCGAAUCUCCUUUGCAGCCAAGAGAGUUGACACCAUCCAAGGGCUGGUAGGCCGGAAAAUAGCACUAGCUAAGCUCCAGCAAGGGGAGAAACCUGGCCCUGCUCAAUCAGACCAGGACAGGCUUCAUCCACCUUACGAAGACCUGCAAGCCGAGCUACGGAUGCUGCAUGAGGAACGGGACCGGCUCUCGAUGGAGCUUAAACGGGGGGCCCAACUCAUAGAAAAGAAGGUGGCCGAAGUGCAAGACAAAGCCGAGUCCAAUCUUGAGGAAAUGAGGGAGACAGCGCAGUGCCUGCAGGGGGCACUAGAGGCCAAGGUGGCGACAGAGCAGGCGCUGCGGCAACAGCAGGAGGCUGCGGAGAGGCAGCUGGAGGAAGCGCGCAGGGACCUGGUGAAGGCCGAGGAGGCUGCCAAGAGCUCAAGACAGGAGCUGGGGCAAUUACGAAUGGAAUACGAGAGAGCCCUGCAGGAGAAGGUGACAGAAGUGGAAACUCAGCUGCACAGGGAUUUGUCGGAAAUGGAAAAAAAGCUGAACGAGGCACGGAGGGAGCACACAAAAGCGGUGGUUGCCCUGCGCCAGACUGAGCGCCAGGCAGCAAGGGACAAAGCUCGCGGUGAAGAGCUGGCCAAGCUGCAGGAAGCCGCCACGCAACAGGAGACUGCACGCCUUGAAGCCCGUCUACGGGAGCUCGAGAGGGACAAGAACCUGCUGUUGGCCACUCUACGACAGGAAGGGAUGUUGGCCCAGUCUCGGCAGAAUCGCCCGGCGGCAGUCCAAGCCCCAGCAGAACUGACUGAGAAGGGAGCAACUCAGACUCCAUCUAAAGAGUCCCUCUCUGCUGUGCUGAGUGAUCUACAGGCCCUAAUUUCAGACAUCCAGAAUGAAGAAGUAGCAGCCGAGAAAUGCGACGAAGACGAAGACACCAAGGCAGAUGCCUAA